AUCCUACCCUACCAGCUAAAGGUGGCGAAACGGGAACUGUGUAUUCACCUAGAGGGGCAUCACCAAUUAGUCCCGACACAUCAACUACUUUGGUGAAGAAAAGCCCAAAGAAGACCCUACAACUUCCCAGUCCACCAGAAUAUGUGGUCUACACAGACUCGUAAACACUACUUUGAGAUGGUCCAAGCUGGCAGAGAGGGAGAAUGUGUGAUGUCCAAAGAGCUGGGAUGCAAGCUAGUGAGGAACACUGUCACCAGUAUGAUUUCUAUCUUUAGAGCAAGCCAGCAGGGAGAGGAGGUCAGGUACCCUUCCAAACAUGAACUCACUGCAAUGGCUAGAAGACUUGUGGAGUAUUAUCCCAUGCUACAGGAUAAAGGCAACACUGUAAAACAUAUGAGCAUUUACAAUAAUCUUCACAAGAGGCUGCAGAAUAUCAAGUCCCCACAAAACAGACAGGGGCCAACACCAGAGAGGGGCCAGACAAAGAAAAGACGUUCCAUUUGACUUCUCAACAAUUGACCAGGAAGAAGAUGAUGCAGACUCGAGUGGUGGAUCAACCAUUAUUUUGCAUCAAACAACAGGGAGCAGUUCUGAUGAUAGCCACUGUUCACCGGACAAGGAUAGUCCCAUAGUUCAAGCCAGACAUUACAAGACUCUGCAGGACAUGUACAAGAAACCAAAACCCAACCGAGAUGCUGUCUCCCAAAUCCUUGAUCUUGAGUUUCAAUCACGAAGAGCCUUUAUUGACAGUGCCCUAAAAAAAGAGGACAGGCCAACAAAUAUCCUGGAUGCCUAUCCAUGUUUCAAAGAUCUUCAUCAUGUAAUGGGUGAGCUGCAGAGGAUCUUGGCCAAUGGUAACCACAAAUUUAUUGAGGAAGUUAAGAAGAGAUGGGAAGACUUCUACACCAAGGUGCAAUUUUACGCAGUUUGGAAGAAAGCUAUGAAGCCACCCAUGACUCUGGAUGCCACGGAAUCUGCCAUAGAGCUCUACAGGGCACUUCCCACACUCUUUCCAUCACCAGCUGCACCACCCAAAAAGCUGGGACAUGCCAGUGAGGCAUUGCUCCAUGUCCUUCAGCCAACAGAAGAUCCUGCCAUCUUCCUCCAGAAGAGAUCUCUCUCCAGCCCUGUUUUGCUCUUUGAUGGGUCCUGCUGUGUUGUUGCCAUUGGAACACCUUACAUCACAUUUCCAAAGGAAAAUCUCAGUGAAGGCCUGCUUUAUCUGAUGGCUUACUACUACACCAUGCAUCUCACCUAUCCAAAGUGUGUGGCCACCCUUCUGUCUGUCAUUCAGACAGAAAUAUUAUAAGACGCCAUCCAUGAGCGAGAUGCUACAGCCUCAUAUAAAAGAGCCAUGGCAGAAUGGAUGGAUUUUAUUGGGAAGUAGGUUGCUCAGGUUGGGGUAUUUUAUGUCCCACCAGCUUUUGAGGAAGUCCCUUCCAAAGUUUGUCAUGUAAUGUUUACGUUCUUUUGUGAUUCAUAGAAGAUGCUGGCUUUCUACAGCAGCCCUUUAAAGUGGAAGUCAUGGUUCUAAAUGAUAGACAUGUUGCUAGUGAUGGAAGGACCAAAAAGUAGUUGUAAGUGCUGUGUACAGUGUAAAUGUACCAUCUAUUUGCUACUAUUUUGUGAAGCACACAAGUAUGUUCUUAAGGCAAUUCGUUAAAAUAAAAAAUUGCUGGCAA
Messenger RNA from Dicentrarchus labrax (European seabass), 1682 nucleotides. RefSeq lists its product as uncharacterized. NCBI's taxonomy places the organism in Eukaryota, Metazoa, Chordata, Actinopteri, Moronidae. The coding region runs from base 665 to 1309 and encodes 214 amino acids. The transcript has 6 exons. The record is from RefSeq and is a predicted model, not a curated record.